CCCGCUACGGCCCCGGCGCCCGGGCGGGGCUGGCGUUCCUCCCGCCGGGCCCCGCGCUCCGCCAUAGCGCCGGCAGCAAUCCCCCUGCCUUGGUGGUGAGGGUUUCGCCCCAGCUCUUCGCAGAGCUUCGCCCUCGGUACCUCGCCUCAGGGCGCGGCUGGGCACGGCACGCCCCGGGGGCGGAGCUUGCCGCAUCCCCGGGGCCCGGCGGCAGGAUCGCCGGGAAAGCUGUACAGCUGCAUUGGCCAAUAUGCUCCCUGCAAAGAUGUUCAGGGCACAGCGAAGUAUGGGAGACGCUGACAUUACUAUUCUGAGGCUGAAGACAGUCCAAUCUCUCCUGCCUGCUGAGUCCCAGAAGUUCUAAUAAGUACUCUGUGGUCUUUCCUGGAUGUCUUUUUUGCGUGGCUUUAAUUGAUUCCCCAAGAUGUUUGCAAAAGCAACAAAGAAUUUUGUGAGAGAAACUGACAGUGGAGGUGACUUGAUCCCUGUCUCCCACUUGAACGCCUCAGACAAGCUGCAGCUUCUGAAUUUAGUUACAAAGAGGAAGAAAUUCUGGUGCUGGCAGAAGCCCAAGUAUCAUUUCCUGACAGUCACCCUGAGUGAUGUGCUUACUGAAGACAAACCAAUAAAACCAGUAAUUGUGGAGUCUGACUUUGCAAAAUAUGUGGGGAAUUUUGAAGAUUUUGGUCAAGGAAGUAUUGAAACCUCCUUUGGAAAGAUCAGCCUGGGAGCUGGAGGGAAGGGCUAUGUGGAAAACCAAUCCUCAUUUGGAAACCUGAGGAAGCAGGAGGUUGACUUGCAGCAGCUUAUGAAAGAUGUCAAGGACAGAACAAUAAAUCUAAACAAUAAUUUACUGCAACAAGUAAUGGAAAGAAAACGUGAAGUGCUGUGCAUCUUGAGAGAAAAGAUAAUAACAACUCAAAAGUGUACGAUCUCUGAGCAUGUCCAGACAGAAGGAAAAAUCAGCGGUGUGAUAGGAUGCAGCACAAAAACAGUGAAGGUUUCAGUGAGUGAAAGCGGAAGUAUGCUGAAGGAUUCUAGUGUGAUCCUUGAAAUUCCUCCUGCAACCACUAUUGCCUAUGGCGUAAUUGAACUGUUUGUAAGGCACAGCGGCCAGUUUGAAUUCUGUCUGCUGGAUGAACAGCAAGGAGGUUUUGAAAGAGGCACAGAAGGCUCAGCUCACCUCCCCUCAGCACUAUUCAGAGAUGCUUUGCUUCCCUAUCAGCCGGAUGCUGUUGAUAACGACGUGUACGCUGGGGCUAAAAGCCUCAUUCCCAGCGAUGCUUCCUUAAGUGUAUUGAAACAAGACCUGUCACGGUUGAAGACUCAGUUUCAGCCCUUUGCAAAGCUGCCAGAAGACAAGCAAAGAGCUUUAUAUAAAACCCUUUGUGAAGUCUUGCUCCGUGAAGAAAUGGUCAGUGCCCUGGAGGACGUGUUAGAUGAUAUCUGUGCAGGAGUCAAGCCAGAUCUGAAGGAGUUAAAACCUGCACAACAAAGAGACCUCCUAGACUUCUUGCAGCUCUUGGGGUGCAGUUUACAGAGUGAGCCGUUGUGGCAGAAGUAUCAGCCUCAGGAUGAAGAACUCUUCUCCGCUGCUUACCUCCUCAUCAGUGCCAUCUCUGAGCUGUCUGAGGCCACGCUGGUGCUGCUGCAUGCCUGCUGUCACCUCCGGCUCCUGGCGGCGCUCUGUGGCUUGCCCAACAUCAUUUCAGCCGAUGGCACUGUGGCGCUGAGCAGCCCUUUCGUGGCCACUAUCACUGACAGAGGAAGAUUCGAGGUCGUACAAAGGCUGUUUGCUUCAUCAAACAUUAAUUUGGAAAUGACAGAGUCUUCUGUAAAAGCUGUAACUAUGAAAGAACCUCAGUUCUUCCCACUUGUUCUUUACGUUGCACUGUAUGGAUUUUAUGCUUUAGGUGGUGGUGUAUAGGAGCUUUGCUGAGUGUCCAGUUCCUGCUCUAGCCCAGUCUUUCUUCUGUAGCUGUGCAGCGUAGCAUUGAUGUGUUUGAGCUGGCAGGAGAGCCCCUCCAGCAGAGCCCAGUACUUGGGGCCAGGCUCAGCAUCCCUGGGGCGAGCACUCAGCACUUUGAUGCAGCCUUGCUCAGGUGUGUCUGCCUGCAGGGGAGGCACAUACCGGAGGGAUAAUGGGGAGGAAUUACAAAAGACAAGCCUGGAACAGAAAUUGAACAUGGCUGUUCUGGUAGCUGUCAGAUCUGCAGGGCAGCAGAAUCCUGAUUGCUCACAUUAAUAUGCAUGGGAGAAAACUGCAGAGUCCAAACUGGUGUAUGUGAGCAGGCGGCUGGGCGGGCUCUGGAAGCCACAGCUCCGCAACGCUCUGCAUGUGUUGAGCGCUUGGGGCUCAAUGUGCAGCCUGCCUUUGCUCUGGAGCAAGUAGAACAGGGGCUCUCAAAGAGGUACUUGGUCAGGUUUUCAUUUAUGAAGCAUAGUUUGGCUUUAUGGACAUGAGCUGCAUGCUGCAGGAAACAAAAGCUUUUAUUUUUCAAAAACUAAGACUGCCAUAGAGUGUUUCUGUUUCCUAGGAACUUUUUACCCACCUUAGCAAGUUUCAGCUGGUAAAGUUUCAUUCUGAAGUUUGUUUCAGGCACUGUGAUGCCUUUUGAUGUGUGCACAUGAAAUGUCUCUCUGCUGCACUCCACAAAAGUGAUCGUUUUACCCAUAUAACCAAGCGCAGAUGUUUUGCUUGUUUCUAUGACUAAUGGCCAAAUGUUAGUAAAGCACUUGGUGCUUUGAAUUGUUUUGUCUUUUUUUAGUUGUCAUUUUUUGUAAUUAUGUGGAUGGGACAGAAAUGCAGCAGAGAUCACUAAACGUGGGCUUGGGAGAUGAUGUUCCAGGUUCAGUGGAGUAUCGACGCUUCAAGUGAGGCCAUGAGGUGACUGACAGAGAGGCAGGUGCCUGUCUGCGGGGAGGUGAUCAGACCCAGGCCCUGUGGCUCAGCUGGGAGUGGGAGGCCUGGGUUGAGGUGUCUGCUCUUCCCACACAGAGUUCAGCCCCUCAUCUGAGAGCUCUUUAAAAAUUUGGCACUUCAGUUUUCCCUGAGGAAGUAGGUUGUGCCAGAAGCCACGUGACCCCUGUCCUGCAGGUGCAGGGCCGUCCAGCUCAUGGCCUUCCUGCAUCUGUGAAAUGAUGGUGAUGCUGCCCGAACCUUCCCCUGGUGUCUGUGGAACUGCCCCGCAGGGCAGGGGGAUGGCUGCGGGUUUCUGUGCUGCUGGGAAGGACAGGGGUUUGUAAACGGGAAAGUUGUCUAUUGCCAAUCACUACUCAGCAGUU
This is a messenger RNA of Colius striatus (speckled mousebird), 3285 nucleotides long. RefSeq names its product gasdermin E (gene GSDME). The record is from RefSeq and is a predicted model, not a curated record. The coding region runs from base 425 to 1927 and encodes 500 amino acids. The transcript is spliced from 11 exons. Gene Ontology annotation, biological process: programmed cell death. NCBI's taxonomy places the organism in Eukaryota, Metazoa, Chordata, Aves, Coliiformes, Coliidae. Gene Ontology annotation, cellular component: cytoplasm.